Messenger RNA from Symsagittifera roscoffensis, 4419 nucleotides. RefSeq names its product von Willebrand factor A domain-containing protein 3A-like. Bases 19 to 4215 code for a protein of 1398 amino acids. The record is from RefSeq and is a predicted model, not a curated record. The transcript has 27 exons. Lineage: Eukaryota; Metazoa; Xenacoelomorpha; Acoela; Convolutidae.
UUAUUAAAUAGUUUGCUAAUGAGUAGGCGCAGCUCUAUCGCAGAGGAACGAAGUGAAUCUCGCCUUUCUGGAAUUUCAACUGGCACCCGAGAUGUAGCAGUUCCCAAAACACAACAGAGGCCUGGCUCGGCUACUUCAAUCAGGUCAGGACGGAGUUCGGUCUCUUUCAGACCCCAGACAGCCGAGAAGAAGGAGUUGAAGAGAGCUCCCAAAACAGACAAGACAGAUGAAGAUGAUACGCUUCUAUCAAAGAGCGAUGAAAAAAUUGACGCCGAAAGCCUGAACGGUUCAACCAGCCGAAGCAUCGAAGAUCAGAAACCGCCUAAACAUAGAAGAAACAAAGGUACGUCAUCUGGUGGCAGAUUGAAGUCUGAAGGAGGCUUAGCGAAGCAUGAGAACGCGUGGGAACAAGGGACUGAGAUGGGAGCGCCUCCACCUGCCACUUAUGUGACCAAAGUAAACCACACCCAUGACCUAAUGCGCCUGGCGACGGCGGAUCCGGUGGCGCAGGCAGAGUUCUCCUCCACCGAAGAGUGGUUGAGUGUGCAUGGGAUAGACCAGUCUGGACUGGACUUCAAGACACUCCUCAACAAGGGCAUCGUCAGUGGUGAUACUGAGCCUGGUCGGCCUGCGAGGUACAUCAAGUUCCAGGCCAGAGUGGUGGACGCUUUUGAACGCCGUCUCAAAGAGACCCUGGCCAUGUACAACAACAGAGUGAGGUGGCUGCUGCAGGCUAGUCGGAGGGUGUUCGGGGUGGUGCAGGGCAGGAGAGUGGCAGUCCUCAUCGACACAUCAGACGCAAACCUCAACUUCGGGAGACUCGCCAGUCUCAAGGAGGACAUGAUAGCAUUAUUCGACCAGCAGAUCUCCUCCAAGCAGGCUGUGUUUCUGAUUGGCAUGGGGUCAGAACUGGACGUCUUAUUCGACAGUCCAGUAGAAGUCACCUACAGGGCAAUCGAAGAGUGCAAAGCGUACCUGGAAGAGAUCAGACCAGGCGGAGGUUGCAAUGUUCUUAAGGCCCUGGAUGUUGCACUUUCCGUGCCUGGUGUUGACAGUCUGCUAUUAGUGCAGGGAUCGUGUGCCGACCAACCAGUGGACAAACUGUGUUCGUUCGUGCAGCAGAUGCUAGUAGGCAGAGGGGAGAAUGUGAACUUCCAAGUAGUCUCAUACAACUGCUCUUCGACUGUGGCCAUAACUGGGAUGGAAACUAUGGCUCAGAUAGCCAAUGGAAGACUCCAUUGUCACAAUGCAGAGGAUCCCAAGCAGGCGUAUGCGAGUACAGACAUGAAGGCCCUGUUGGCCGAACUAGAGAAGGGCAAGGGAGUGUUGGGCAGAAUCCAACAGAUGCGGCAGGGCAUGAUAGGAGACGCCCUCAUCAACAUCGUACAGGAGAUCAACAGUGAAGUGGCCAAAAUGCCAGCCUCUCAAUUUCUCCCUCGGCCACCUAACCACACCGGCCCACUGCACAUCCAAGAGGCCUCUUUCUCCCCCAAGACCACCGCUGAUUGGCUCGCUCAGAAUGGAUUGAAAGCUAAGAGAUUGAGCUUAUAUCAAAUACUAGCUCCAAAUGCAUUCGAUUAUGUGGAGGGAUUUGUAGCUGCGCUGAAUAAAAACAUUAAAUCCUCCAACUAUGAAAGCCAAAUGGUGCAAUUUGAAUGGCACGACAAAUCUGUCAAAAAUGUCCACGUGGAUCCAACGAUGCUCUACGACUACCAGCAGCGACUCGGGUCAGUUGUAGUUCUAUUUGAGAAGCGAAUCGACUGGCUUUCUACAGCGUCACGGAGAAUUUUCGGCACAAUUGUGGAAAACAAGGUCAUUUUCCUGAUUGAUGUGUCGGAGUUGAACAGGAACUACAUCAUUCACAUCCAGCAUGCAUUCAGACAGCUGUUGCAGGAGCAAAUGUCUAACAAAGUGGCAUUCAACAUAAUCAAAUAUGGGAGCGAGACAGAGAUGUGGAAGCCCCGCAUGAUGCCCCCCACUGAGAGGAAUCUGCAGAGUGCCUGGAAGUGGAUUCUGGGGCUGGAUUGUGGGGGCAGCAGGAAUCUUCUGGGCGCAUUCAGGAGUGCUCUUGAGAAUGAGGCUGACAAAAAGGAAGGUCAAAGUGUGGAUGCCCUCUACGUGUUCACCAGUGGAGUCCCAGACCAGUUCAAGCAAGUGAGCUGUUCAUAUGUGAGUGAGGUGCACCAGUCUCUGGGAGUGAAAGUGCACACUCUCCUCUACAACAUAGACGAUAACACCAUCGAAGGUCUAGUGCCUGGUCGCUACAGCAACAUCAAAGAGACUGCCGACUACUUGCGGGACCUGUCCCAUGCUGCCGGGGGGAGGUUCCACUGGUUCAGAGAGACUGGGGUGAUUGAGAGUGAUGACACCAAGCUGCUGUUUCAUGAAAUAGACAAGGCUGUCAACUUCUCCGAAAAAAGUGUCAUACUGAUAGAUGCCCUUCGAAAGAAGUACCCCCAAUUAGAUGUUGUUCCAAUGCAACCCAUUGAAGGACCCAAGGCCAAAAAAGCACUCGGACCCCCGAAAGAGACCAAAUCCAGUAUCGCCCGACAACAAGCGUCGCGACCCCAAAUAUCCGACGGCAAGCCGGCAUCGCGUAGUGCCGGAGGUAAACCGAACUGGAAACCAGCCGCCGGAGUAAACGGUCUGCGAGACAGCAUAAUUCCACCUGCAUCUGUUUCACAUUCAGUUAAUAUGGAUACCGGUUCGGUCCCAGCUGGGGCCAAAAGGUUUUCGCAGAAUGAAAAUCGAAGAUCAAGUUCAGUCCGUGCGAAUAAAACCAGUUUUUAUACGGAUGAGAAGUUUUCCAGAGGUGGAGAACCGGAUAAAGGACAAGUGUACGGCCAGUAUCCGACUAUUUUGGACCAGAAGACGAAAGUGAGAAAGCAGAUUAAACGAGUUAUUAUUCCGGAUGUGGAAGAAAAUCUAUCCUCCAAAGCUUGGAUGAAGAAGUAUGGCUUGGCCAAACUGCGUCUGGACCUGUACAAACUGGUGAGUGGACCUGACUGCAGUCAUGACAAGGAGAGACUGCCCCCCUCUCUCGGCAUGGGACUGGGGGGCAAGGCAGUGGAGGCCAUCUACUGUCGCAUAUUCCCAUCCAUACAGAUCGGAGGAGCUGUGAAGCAUCUGCAGUUGACCUUGAAUGAACUGCGGGACUACCAGGGGGAGUUGGAGAAGGCACUCAAGAGAUACCUCAAGAGGAUUGUGUGGCUCCUACAAGGAUCCAGACGUGUUUUUGGGUCCAUAGUUGAAAAGCGAGUGGUCAUACUCAUAGACUGCAGUGGAUCUAUGGCCCUGCAGCUGGACACUGUCAAGCAACACCUGGUGUCUCUCAUUUGGGACCAGCUGCAGAAGAACAACAUUAGAUUCAAUUUGAUCGCAUUUUCCGACUACGUUCAAUGCUGGAAACCAACCAGCAACCCAAACAAUCUGAACGACCAGCUGGAACUGGAAUCAGUUUCAAACGCAUCCAUAUUUUCAAACAACAGAACAAACAACAGAGUAAACAACAACAGUCAGGGCUCCCCAGAGAACAGUUAUGGGUGUGUUGAGCCUACGGACCAGAAUUGUAAUGAUGCUGUGAUUUGGAUUUCGAAACUGAAACCAGCUAGGAAUACAUGCACCUUGGAAGCACUCAAAGAAGCGUACAAAGAUCCCGAAGUCGAAGGUCUCUACCUUCUGACAGACGGAAAACCAGACUCAAGCUGUUCUCUUGUUCUGAAAGAAGUUUCAAAAUGGCGUUUCGAACGCGAAAACAACGCUUCAAACAUGGAACUGAAAGCCUCGAAAAGAGCAAAAAUUGCGCCUGCCAUUCACACAAUUUCGUUCAACUGCAGCGAUAAUGUAGCCAAUACGUUCUUGUCGCAGUUGGCGCAAGAUAACCGAGGAAGGUUUCACGCGUUUCAAACCUCAGAUUUGACGGCGCAGAAGUUUGUUCACUCCCUGACGAAAGAGGAAACGGAGAAAUCGGACUAUGCUCUCAAAUUUAGGGCAAGAAUAGCGAACGGGAAGAUUCUGGUUCCCAAGUUCGACUCUGACGACUUGAACAGAGUGGCGAGUGAAGUGUCGAUGGCCAUUCAGUUCUUGCUACAGUCACAGGCAUUCACAGACCUCUACUCACACACCCCCAAACCACACGAGACAUUCUCAGUCUCCAAAAUCAAACAGAUGACCCUUGAAGAAGAAGCGAUGAGCCAAACUUCUACUUACAGAUGAAAGCCAACCAACUGCAGAAAACAAACAAACACACAGACGAUUAAGCAGAAAAUCACUAUCUCAGAAUUAAGUGAAUCUACCAAAGACGACAGAAUAUUCAUGGAGUUUUACAAAUAAAUCGAACACAUAUCAGCUUUUGUUUGAAUUCUAUCUUUCGAGUUGAAUUUGUAUUCUAUAAUUUUAAUCCACAAUUAAUAAAGUUGC